UACUAAGACCCUACAGAGUGAAGAAGUGUUGCUUGAGGAAGUAGAUUUUUGCGCUAAAAGUGAAGUUAGAGAAGUAGUUUGCUUGCUGAAAUACCAAAUAAUAAUUUCAAAGUAAAUCUACAGGUGAAAUAGCCGUCGAUCCGACAGUGAGCCGCCAUACCUGCGAGGAAUAAGGGAUUAUCGAAGAAAACUAUAAAAUGUGAGUAAAUAGUAGAAAUUACUGAAAAGAACAAUUAUAACAAUGUGAAUUUGUUUAUUCCUUUUGAUUAUUUUGAACAUAAAUAUAGUUUCAAGCUGUUGCAAAGUAAAUUGCCUGCUUUGAGAAUUGGUUUUCAUUAGGGUGGUCCAUAAAGGAACAAUCUUGAAAAUUUUAUAAAGUUCCGACCAAACCCAAAAAUGCAAAGUCCUGAUAAGACAGGUUUUAAUUGCGCGGCUUGCGACCGUCCUGAUAACGAGGAGUCGCAAAUGGUAUUUUGUGACCACUGCCAGCGGUGGUAUCACUUCGGCUGUGUUGGCGUGACAGCUGAUGUCAAGGACGUUUCGUGGUGCUGUCAGAAGUGCGUCGGAAGUGCAAGUAAAGGUGUUGUUCCUGCUGAUGUGCAAGAGGGGCUGAAAGAGCUCGAAGCGGAGAAGGCGAAGCAGAAGCGGGAAAUGGAGAAGGAGAAGAUUUUGCACCGGAAGCGUCUGGAGAUGAAGCAGGAGCUGUUCGAGAUGCGCCAGCAGCUGGAGAAAGAGAAGCGGGAGAUGGAACUCGAGUUCGAACAGGCGCAAAUGGCGAAGAAGCUCGCGGAAGAAGAAGCCCAUCAGAGGAAACUCGACAAAAUGCGGACGGAAAUGGAGGAGAAGCUGAAGCAGUUAAAGCUGAAGCGGAAUUCAGGAGCGGCCGAUGGUGAAAAGGAGCUGGAUCAAGCUGUCGGAGGCGGUAAAGUGGGAAGCUCGAAAAGCGGAACAAAGAAGAAGACGGAAUCGGAGCAGACGAAGCCGGGGAAAGGACUCGAGAAGCAAAAGUCGAGGAAUGGAAAGCCUGGAAAAGCGGAUGCGACGGUAGCGGACUUCGAAGAUCCGAGAGGAGCGUACCAGAAGCACUCGACUCCGAAAGUUUGUCGGAAACUGACACUGAAGCCGGUUGGUGGUCCAUCCAGUCUGCCGGAGAGUUUUUUGAUCGGGCGUGGCGGAGAUUCGACGCCACUCGGACGACCAGGGGUUCCCAAACCUGAGAAGGUGAAAACAGCAAAGAAGAUGAAGAAAGUGGUGGAAGUUAUUGAGUCGGAAAGCGCGAGUUCCGAGGAAGAAGAAGAGUCCGCUGAAGAGGUGGAAAGCUGCGAAGAAGAAGAAGAAGAUAGUUCCAGCGAGGAAGAGGAGAGCUCCGCAGAGGAGGAAGAGAGCAGCGAAGAAAGUUCGGAAAGUUCCGAAGAAGAGAAACAGGAAGAGAAGCCUCGUCGGAAAAGCGGAAAAGAGAAGGAUGGGCGGAAGAAUCGGCAGCGAGAACCGACGAAGGCGCAGAUGUCCGCUCGGCAAUUCCUGUCCAGGAAGUUGCCAACGUUUUCUGGCAGGAUGGAAGAAUGGCCGAUGUUCAUCAGCAGCUACGAGACGUCGACGAAGGCGUGCGGCUUUUCCGACGUGGAGAAUUUGGCGCGGCUACAGGAGUGCCUGAAAGGAGAGGCCCUGGAGGCGGUAAGGAGCAGACUGCUUCUGCCGAAAUCCGUCCCAAAGAUUGUGGAGACACUGCGCAUGCUGUACGGCAGGCCAGAGCGACUGCUCAAUAUGCUGUUGGCGAAGGUGCGCAAUGCAGCGCCACCGAAAGCGGAUCGGCUGGCGAGUUUCAUUAGCUUUGGAGUGGUAGUGCAGCAGCUUGCCGAUCACCUAGAAGCGACCGGACUAACGACACACUUGGUCAACCCGAUGCUGAUCCAGGAGCUGACGGAGAAGCUACCGACUGGCACCCAGCUGGAAUGGGUACGAUAUCGCAGGAAGACCAAAGUGGUGACGCUGAGGACGUUAUCAAACUUCCUGUCAAGCAUCGUGAAGGACGCUAGCGAAGUAGCAGCGUAUGGAGAAGGUACCCCCCGUUCCGGAGAAUCCGGAUCGAAGAAAGGAUCGAGAAGCAGAGCGCACGACGGCUACGUGCACUCGCACGACGUGGAAGAGAAUAGGAGUUCGAGUCCACCCAGGAGGGAGAGGAAGCCCUGCCGGAUUUGUGGCAGAGUGGAUCACCGGAUCCGGAACUGCGAGAAGUUUCGGAGGCUCCAACUCGGAGAGCGAUGGGAAGCGGUACGCAGAUGGAAGUUAUGCCAACUGUGCCUGAACGAGCACGGUACCGCCGGCUGCAAGCUAAGCUUCCGCUGCAACGUCGAAGGCUGUAAGGAGCGUCACAACCCGCUGCUCCAUUUUGUCAGGCCAGCCACAGGGCUAAACUGCAACCUUCACUCCGCGCAGCCAAAACAAACCGUGAUCUUCCGGAUGAUGCCCGUCACGUUGCAUUGUGGCAAACACUCCGUGAACACUAUCGCGUUUCUGGAUGAAGGAUCGUCGUACACACUGGUCGAACGGGCACUGGUGAACCGUUUAGAAGUCCGAGGCGCGACACAGCCCUUGCGUGUAACUUGGACCGCAGGAGUUUCCCGGAUCGAGAAAGACUCGCAGUGCGUUAGUCUCUUCAUCUCGGCGAGAGGAUCCGCACAACGUUUCCAAAUAAAGAGCGCUCACACAGUGGAGAGUUUAAAGCUUCCACAACACACGGUAGCCAUUUCGGAAGUGGUGAGGCAAUAUGCGCAUCUCCAAGGCCUACCGAUCACCGACAUCCAGCAUGCCGCUCCACAGAUUUUGAUCGGGCUGAAGGAUAUUCACCUUUACGCGCCGUUGGAAUCGCGAAUCGGCCGACCGGAAGAGCCGAUAGCAGUAAGGUCGAAGCUAGGCUGGACCGCAUACGGGCCGACGGGACCGGGAAACGUGACUAGCGGAAUGGUCGCGCAUCAUUCGUGCAGCCCGGUGUCCAAUCAGGAGCUUCAUGAUCUCCUGAAGAGUCAUUACACGCUGGAGGAAUCCGGCAUUUCCAUCGCCUUGCUUCCGGAGCCGGAAGAAGACAGAAGAGCGAAGGAGAUUUUGAAGAAGACGACGAGGAGGAUCGGCGAUCGUUUCGAGACGGGUUUGCUGUGGAAGGACGACAACAUCGAAUUUCCCGACAGCUACCCUAUGGCGGUGAAGCGGCUGAUGUGUUUGGAGAAACGCCUGCGGAAGGAUCCCGAGCUGUAUGUCAAAGUCCGUACCAUGAUCGCCGACUAUCUCGUGAAAGGCUACGCACACGAAGCGUCGGAGUCGGAGCUGCUAGCGCUGGACUGCAGCAAGGUGUGA
Aedes albopictus (Asian tiger mosquito) is the source of this 3351-nucleotide messenger RNA. RefSeq lists its product as uncharacterized. The transcript is spliced from 2 exons. Lineage: Eukaryota; Metazoa; Arthropoda; Insecta; Diptera; Culicidae. The record is from RefSeq and is a predicted model, not a curated record. The coding region runs from base 397 to 3351 and encodes 984 amino acids.